Messenger RNA from Lutra lutra (Eurasian river otter), 798 nucleotides. RefSeq names its product matrix metallopeptidase 26 (gene MMP26). Gene Ontology annotation, biological process: proteolysis; extracellular matrix organization; collagen catabolic process. The record is from RefSeq and is a predicted model, not a curated record. Lineage: Eukaryota; Metazoa; Chordata; Mammalia; Carnivora; Mustelidae. Gene Ontology annotation, molecular function: zinc ion binding; metalloendopeptidase activity. Gene Ontology annotation, cellular component: extracellular matrix.
AUGAGCAUUUGCCAUGUAGCCUGCCAUAAAAAGGUUACUGUUUUCCUGCCUUGGUGCCUGGCCUUCCCAGAGCCCCCUGCUGCAGACCUUAAAGGACUGGACUUUACUAAGGACUAUUUCCAUCAGAUUUUCCAGACCAAGAAAGAGUCACCACUCUUCACCCAGACGGAAAAGAUACAGUGCCUGCCACCAUUUCAUCUGAAUGAGACAGACCUACAGAAUGGGCAGAUGCUGACUGUGCCACACAAGCCCCACUGUGGAGUAAAUGUAACUGCUUUCUCAGGAAGUUCUAAAGGGAAGAGGCACACUCUGACCUACAGAUGUUUGAUUAUCAAUUACCCAAGAGAUAUAAGCCAAUCCACGGUGAAAGAUAUUAAGCAAGAUGCAUUUUCCAUCUGGAGCAAUGCGACCCCCUUGAUUUUCCAACAAGUGAAAAAUCAAGAUGCAGACAUCAAGGUUUUUUUCUGGUCCACAGCCCAUGGAGAUUGUUGGCCCUUUGAUGGACCAGAUGGUGUCUUAGGUCAUGCUUUUUUACCAAAUUCUGGAGCUCCAGGAGUUAUCCACUUUGACAGAGGAGAACAUUGGUCAACUUCAGACAGAAGAUUUAGUUUGUUCCUUGUUGCUAUUCAUGAGCUUGGCCAUUCUCAGGGCCUGCUGCUCUCCAAGAGUCUGAACUCCAUAAUGUACCCCAGAUAUGUGAAUUGGGACCCUACAACCUUCCAUCUUGAUGGUGAUGAUAUCAAAAUAAUCCAGCAACCCUAUGGAGAAAGAUGGUCAUCUGAAAUACCCCAAAGUUAA